Messenger RNA from Adineta steineri, 388 nucleotides. The record is from the annotation of a GenBank genome assembly. NCBI's taxonomy places the organism in Eukaryota, Metazoa, Rotifera, Eurotatoria, Adinetida, Adinetidae.
GCUCCGUUCCCAUUCCCACGUUCCCAUUCCCUAAAUGUAAAUGGGAAUGGGAAAAGGGAAAAACAGGGAAAAAUGUCGUUCCCGCAGGACACUAACUUACACCCUUUUCAUCAUUAUACCUAAAACUUCUUUUACUUCUGAUUUAGUGUCACCACCUAAACCUUCAUCAUCAAUAUCAUCAAAACUUUAAGCUGAUCUUCGUUCAUUAACAAUACAUUCUUUAACUAAAACAGAAAAUACAACAUAUUUAUCUACUUUAACAACAAUGAAUCAAUCAAUUUCAUUUACAACUGGAACAUUUUCUUCAAUAACAACGGAUAAAUCAUCUUGUUUAUCAUCAGCAAAUCAAGGACCUUUAAAUAUAGAUCAACCACAAAAAUUAGGUUAA